Acromyrmex echinatior (Panamanian leafcutter ant) is the source of this 1092-nucleotide messenger RNA. Its product is annotated as solute carrier family 66 member 3. The record is from RefSeq and is a predicted model, not a curated record. Lineage: Eukaryota; Metazoa; Arthropoda; Insecta; Hymenoptera; Formicidae.
AUGUCUGCAACGGUCAAUUGCAGAGUGCAGCCAAGUAUUGACGUAAAUACCGGUGGCUAAGAAGAUAUUUUUAUUUAUAAUUGUUAGUGAUCUAUUUUCGUUAUCCGCUCUUCUGAUAGCGCAAGCAAUUCUUAUCCAGUGAUAAUGAAGUGACAGUUUCAGAAUCUUUCUUUGGCAUAUGUACGUUUUAUGAAACAUGAUUGAGAAAGCUGAAUUAAAUGUGUUCUGAUUGCAUCACGAUUAUUGACUUGUUCAUAAACGGAUUAGGAAAUAAGAUAAAAUUAUGAAUUGCUGAUGAGCGGCGAGAAUAAACAAGAAAAUGUCACUAUUGCAACAAUUUGCGGAUUUGUUGAGCCUGAUAACGAUCGGCAUGUGUUUCAUAUUGAAAAUUCCACAGAUAUUAAAAUUAGUUUCUGUGAAAUCAGCUGAUGAAAUGUCGAUGGUAGGAUUACUUUUAGAAUUAACAAGUUACACUGUAAUGACUAGUUAUAACUAUACGAAUGGAUAUUCGUUACUGUCUUACUUGGAAUAUCCAAUAAUAUUAGUCCAAGAAUAUAUACUGAUAUUCCUUGUAUUGAAAUAUUUGAGCAAGAUCAAUAUGUGGUCUUUCUUAUAUGCCAUGAUAUACUUUACGUUAAGCAGUUGUUUGUUGCUGGGAAUUGUUCCAAAAGUUAUACUUACACUUUUAGCGCCAAUGUGUACGCCGAUCUCAGCUUCCAGUAAAAUCGUCCAACUACUAGCCAUACUUCGAGCUAAAAACGCAGAAUCGGUAUCGCCUCUCACUUGGUUUAUAUCCGCCUUUACUAACUUGACGAGAGUAUUCACAAUAUGGAUAGAUUCUGCUGAUAUAUUACUAUUGGGAAACUUCAUCAUAUCAGUCCUGCUGAGUUCUAGCAUCAUGUUCUCCGCCCUUUAUUACAGAAGCCGUCCGUUGAAGCAGGAUUAAAUGAAUAACAGGAAAAUUAUACAUCUAGUUGCAAGCAUAUGCUAUGAAAUUGAUGACUUGUGCUAUAUAUUUGUUGAGAGCAUAAUCAUAAAAGGUAUAUCAUAUUUUAUUUCUGCCAAUAAAAUAUAAAAAUUAUUUGUCCCACA